CGAAUGAACUGUCGCGUCACACCUCGCGUGGCCAACGGCUCUCUCCGCCGAAUGCUCGCUGGUUGAAUCAACGCACUCAGCCCUUCAGCUCAAUUUAGCGAGAUUAUUUGGAGCGAACCGGGUCGGACGAGCUCAUUGAACGCGUGUUAUCCGACACACACUUCCCCGGCCUUCUGUUUGUCUGACUGCGGCGGCGGGGCGUGCUUUCCUGGGCUCGCUGGCUGGGUUUGCUCGGCGAGGCAGUGGGAAGUAACGUUGCGGCGGAGUGAUGAUGAUGGAGCUCGAGUCGGCCAGUAACAGAGGCGAACUGGGAGCUGUGGGGGACUCUCUGCAGCCACAGACUCCCAGCAGGCACGAAAAGAGCCUGGGACUGCUCACCACCAAGUUUGUGACUUUACUACAGGAGGCGAAGGACGGAGUGCUGGAUCUGAAAGCGGCUGCAGACACCUUGGCAGUGCGGCAGAAACGACGAAUCUAUGAUAUCACCAAUGUGUUGGAGGGAAUUGGACUGAUCGAGAAGAAGUCCAAGAACAGCAUCCAAUGGAAGGGUGUAGGUCCAGGAUGCAACACCAGAGAGAUAGCCGAUAAGCUAAUUGAUCUGAAGGCCGAGCUAGAUGACCUGGCUCUCAGGGAAAACGAGCUGGACCAGCAGAGGGUCUGGGUCCAACAGAGCAUCAAGAAUGUCACAGACGACUCCAACAACAGCCCUAUGGCAUAUAUAAAACACGAAGACCUCUGUGGAGCUUUCAAAGGUGACACUCUCCUGGCAAUCCGUGCUCCCAUUGGCACACAACUAGAGGUCCCCAUACCUGAAUCUGUCCUCAACGGUCAGAGGAAAUACCAGAUCCGUCUCAAGAGUUCGUCUGGUCCCAUCGAGGUUUUGCUGGUCAAUAAGGACCCGUCCAGUGCCUCUCCUGUUGUCUUGCCUGUCCCUCCUCCAGAUGACAUCCUUCAAAACCUCCCAGCACCUUCACCUACCUCUCAGCCGCCGCCCACUGCUGUCACACAGGUCUCCAAAGCAGCUCCGGCAAUGACUACAAAACCUGGUCCUGCCACAACAACCGCUGUAGCAGCCAACCCGACCGCCUCAGUGACAGAAGUGCAGAGCCCCACGCAGCUCACCCCAACAACAGACACACCUGCUGCAGUUACUCAGCAACUGCAGUCUUCUGCCUCGUUAGAUGGAUCUGCGGCCGCUUCUGCCUCUGCAGUAUUUGAACCAAUUAAGUCGGAUCCGUCUGAAUUGCUGGACUUUCCCAAAGAGCUCUCUGAAAUGUUUGAUCCAACAAAAGAGAUCAUUAGUGGUGACCUUUUGGAGGACUUGAUGUCCUCAGAAGUGUUCUCGCCUCUCCUCCGGCUGUCCCCACCACCCAGCGACCACGACUACAUAUAUAACCUGGAUGAGACAGAGGGCCUUUGUGACCUGUUCGACGUGCCCAUUCUCAAUCUCUGACCCCUGUGAUUGAUGUUGGAACGGGAAACGGUUCCUAAAACAUGCUAAUUAGUUUUCUCCCAAGUGUUCCCCCAUCACUUACGGUGAGUGGCGAUGCAGGACAGCCGAUGUGGUCUGAUGAGCGUGUAAGGACGCCUCGGCACUGAGCUCAGUCAGAUAGUUGCUCAAUGUACAGCCUCGUGAAGAAAUACUGGCGAGAACAAAACAUUUUAUUUACUGCUUUUCCAAGGAAUCAAAUAAUUAUAUUUUUAGAUUACUCUGUAUGAUAAAACGUUAUGUUUAUGUAUCAGCUUUUCUGCGUGUGUGCGUGCGUGCGUGUGUGCGUGUGCGUGUGCGUGUGUGUACUCAAAUAGGCGUAUUGCUGGCUGAGCUGGUGAACCAGGAAAAGGGUCAAAGUGGUCCAUGGACAAGCGGUCAUGCAGUAGUGUGAGCUUAAUUCAGACUGGUGUGUGUGUGUGCGCGUGUGCGUAGGCAUGCUUGAGUUUAGUAAUGAACGCUCUCUUAACUUGAGUCAGAUGUCUCCAGGGGGGGUACACAAAUUGAGAAACCCUGUUCCCAUCAGGUAAAGUGUCAUGGCAGACUAACAGAGCACAGCUUUUGUCACCUGGCAGCUGGUCCUGUAUGGCUGGAAUGAGUCCAAACACAGCUGGUUGAAUAUGCACUGUCCUCAUGUACAUAGAGAAUAUAUAUUUUGUAUUACCAGCACACAAGGUUAUUGUGUAAGCAUGAACUACAUUUGUAGCAAAGCCAGAUCAAUAGUUGGCAAAUAUACAAAGGUUCCAGACUCAAAUAAUCGUACUGUAUGUAUGAUUAGUGCUUUGUUUUGAAUCAUGAGCAUUUAUCUCAAUCAAACCCUUCAGUGUUGAAAGUGUUUUUGGAACCAGUUGGAGAAAGAGGAUCCUAAUGUUGAGUUACAAAAGCCAAUAAACUCUGACGACCAACACAAAUGCAUUUUAGAAUUCUACCUUUUUAGGUCAACAUGAUACUCAUUAAAUAAAAUAAAGGGUCGGUGGCACGUCUACACUGAGAGGUUUGAUUAAGAAAACAUAACAUGCUUUCAGUUUCACUUUGUCUCUGGACUUUUGAACCUUGCAUAUUUUUAUUGGCUCUGAUUAUUAUAUAACUUAACUGGAGCACAUCAGAGGAAUGGCUCCUCCCCCUCUCCAAAAUGACUUCUGUGGCUUUUGUCUUUUUAUUAUGUAUGUAUAUGAUUACCAUUGUACUCGGUUCAUGUUUAUGGAAAGGGUCUUAAUGUAUUUUUACUGAGUGAAUAUAGUCACGAUGUCAUGGACAACGCUCCUGUUAUUGCUUGCGUUUGUAUAUUUGGUAAAGAUCCCUAUUCAGUACUUUCUUUUCAAGUUCUCUGUUUGGUAAAUGAAAUACUGCCUGUCACUCUGACUCUAAAUUCAAGUUUUCAAUUCCAAUCAUGCUCCCUUUACAGGGGACAGGUGAGUAGCAGUUCAGAAUGAGUUGUUACUCGUCAAACUGUUAAAGUGAAAUAUGAAAAUUAUUCAUAUUUCUACUACGCUUCUUCAUUUUGUGCGAUAAUGUCCUGUUUUGCCCUGGAUUAAGCAUAUGUAUGUAUUGUUUAUAUCUGUCUCUACCGCUUGUAUAGGAUAGCAUUUAUUUUUUAUACCUGAUAGAUAUAUUACUACUGCUACGUAUUUGGGGCUACACUUAAUGGUGUUUGGAAUUCAUCCACAAAAACCUUCUGCUAUGUCAAAGCACCCGGUCUCAUUGUUGCACUUUACAUCACUGUGGACUGAUUGGUUGUUACUCAUCAUCCCCCAAUCGGUAACGAGUCAUUGUGUUUGGACAGUGAUGAGUUUCUUCAAUGGAGUAGCCAGGCAGUACUGGUUUGAAUGAAUCCUGUCUGCGUGUGAUGGCAUGAGAAACUCAAUCCUACAGACUGUUUUUUACAGAUUCACUAUUGCUAUGCUAAACCUGCAUCACAUGAAACAAAAUAAAAACGUUGGUAUUCUUAA
Molecule: messenger RNA, 3438 nt
Organism: Cyclopterus lumpus (lumpfish)
Lineage: Eukaryota; Metazoa; Chordata; Actinopteri; Perciformes; Cyclopteridae
Gene: e2f4
Product: E2F transcription factor 4
Exons: 11
Coding region: 269-1453 (394 amino acids)
Biological process (GO): regulation of transcription by RNA polymerase II
Cellular component (GO): RNA polymerase II transcription regulator complex
Molecular function (GO): DNA-binding transcription factor activity, RNA polymerase II-specific; protein dimerization activity; RNA polymerase II cis-regulatory region sequence-specific DNA binding
Source: RefSeq, a predicted model, not a curated record